AUGGCGCGACGACGCGCAACGAGGUUGCCGCUCCAGCGGCUCCUGAGCGUUGGCCUUGGUGGUAUUGUCCUUGGCGCCGCCGGGACACUGGCCGCCAUCGAGUUUCUCCUUCCGGACGAGGACGACCGCCCCGUUCCGACGACCGACGUCAUCGACUCGGUGGCGCCCGUGCAUGAAGCCGUGCGCUUUGGCGCUCCAUCGCUCCAGAAUGUCAAGGUUCGCGAAGGCUACGUCUUGAGCUACGAUCGCCGGCUCCGCAAUCCGUCGUGGGUCGCCGAGUACAUCACAAAGGCGUCGCUAGAGAAGAGCCCGGACGUAAACCGUCUCAAGGCGUCAUUCAAGGGCGACUUGUCGACGCCGCCGCCGUUCCGAGUGACGCCAUCCGAGUACCACAACAGCGGCUACGACCGUGGUCACUUGGCGCCAGCCCGCGAUAUGUCGACGUCCCAAGUCGCCGUGAACGAAAGCUUUCUCAUGACCAACAUUUCGCCGCAGGUGGGCAAGUUCAACCGCGGGUACUGGUCGCGCGUGGAAGGCUUUGUGCGGCACUUGGCCAACCAAUAUGAUGGCGUCUACGUCAUCACGGGUCCUCUCUUCUUGCCGACGAAGGACAAGAAGGGCGACGGGUACCGCGUCUCGUACCCGAUUCUGGGCACGCCCUUGAACGGCGUCGCCGUGCCCACUCAUUUUUUCAAAGUUGUCUUGGUUGCGGCCAAACCGUCCAAGACGGACAAGGCUGGCACCAAGAAGUACUUGGCCGCGGGCUUUGUUUUGCCCAACGAAGGCAUUGCGGAGAAGACACCGCUGCGUUCGUUCCUCAUGCCGCUUGACAUGAUUGAGCGCUAUGCGGGUCUCCUCUUCUUUGAAAAGAUCGACCGGUCGGCGCUCUCGCCCCUCUGCGACGACACCAAGUGCGAGCUCAAGGCGCAAGAUUUCCAGCGCCACGUCAAGGCCAUUGCCGCGUGA
Saprolegnia parasitica CBS 223.65 is the source of this 966-nucleotide messenger RNA. RefSeq lists its product as hypothetical. The transcript is spliced from 8 exons. Gene Ontology annotation, molecular function: metal ion binding; single-stranded DNA endonuclease activity; nucleic acid binding. The coding region runs from base 1 to 966 and encodes 321 amino acids. Gene Ontology annotation, biological process: apoptotic DNA fragmentation. Gene Ontology annotation, cellular component: nucleus; mitochondrial inner membrane. The record is from RefSeq and is a predicted model, not a curated record. NCBI's taxonomy places the organism in Eukaryota, Oomycota, Saprolegniomycetes, Saprolegniales, Saprolegniaceae.